AUGGCGGACAUCCAAGCCUUAAAAGUCCUGGUGGAGCAAGAACAGACCCAAAUCGUGAAAGCAGAGGUGAACUGGAGUGGAGAUCAUCACAAAGAGGCUUUCAAGCUUUUGACUCUGAAGGAUGUCAAUGCAGUCAUAAUGAACGCCCCAACAAAAAAUUCAUCUGACAAGGAAAUUGAAGAGAUGGCACCUGACAGUGAAGGUGUGUCCAGUGCGGAUUUAACCAAAACAAAACCACCUCUAUUUUUACGUGCUAACCGAUUAAUAAGAGAAUGGUGGAGUGAACUUUUAUAUAGUUAUCACCACAAGAAAGACUGGCAAGAAGUAGUUGAUGAAGCUCACCUCCAACAGCUUCGCAGUAUUCAUGAAAAUCUUCUUUUUCUUGCUGCUAAAGAAAAUGAUGUGAAGUCUAUUAAAGAAUUAAUCAAGUUCUCCAAGACAGAUAUUUUUGAGAAAGGUGCACUUGGGGAAACCGCACUUCAUAUUGCUGCUUUGUUCAACAGCCUGGAAGCUGCUGUUGCUUUGAUUGAGGCAGCACCUGACCUCAUUAAUGAGCCCAUUGUUUCAGACUUCUAUGAAGGGGUGACAGCACUCCAUAUUGCUGUGAUAAAUGAGAAUAUGAAUUUUGUCCAGGAGCUGAUUCACAGAGGAGCUGAGGUGGACACCCCUCGGGCAACAGGGGAAUGCGUUCAAAAAAAGACAAAAAAUCUUGGGUAUUUUGGUGAACACAUUCUGUCAUUUGCAGCCUGCACAGGAAAGAAAGAGAUUGUUCAAUUACUGAUUGAGAAUGGGGCAGACAUAAGGGCUCAAGACAAACAUGGUAAUACAGUGCUGCAUAUUCUGGUCUUUCAACCAAAUAGGAUCAACUCCUGCAAGAUAUAUGACCUAAUUAUGGCUUGUGAUUUGAAGGAAAACCACAGAAUUCCGUUGGAUCUCAUCCAGAACAGUAAAGGAUUGACACCUUUCAAACUAGCUGCAGCUGUGGGUAACUCAGUGAUGUUUCAACAUAUAGUGAACUUACGUCGCAUUUACCAGAGUUGUUUGGUUCCACGGUCAACUUAUCUCUAUGACCUUUCAGAAAUUGACUCCUGGGCAGAUGACAACUCAGUCCUGGAACUUAUUAUCUGCAGUGAAAGCAGAGAGGCAUGUUCUAUUCUGGAAAUGACUCCGGUGAAGCAGCUGGUCAAGUUAAAGUGGAUGAAAUAUGCAAGGCAUUAUUUUCGCUUCCUGAUGCUUGUGUAUAUUUUGUACAUCAUCAUCUUUACCCUAUGCUGCAUAUUUCGACCACUUAAAUUACGUCCGGACAAUGCAACGGAUCCCAGGGACGUCUUGCUAUAUGUUAAAAAAAGUGUGCAGGAAAGUUACAUAACCUACAGUGAUCAUCUUAGACUGGUUGGUGAAUUGAUUAGUGUAAUUGGUGCAGUGGUCAUCCUUCUUUUAGAGAUCCCAGAUAUACUGAGAGUUGGACCUACAAAAUAUUUUGGUCAAACAGUUUUGGGUGGUCCUUUUCAUGUUAUCAUCAUAAUUUAUUCUUGUCUAUUACUGAUCUUACUUAUACUGCGGGUAACCAACUCAGAUGGAGAAAUGGAACUUAUGGCAUUUGCACUGGUGCUUGCAUGGUGUAAUGUACUCUUCUUUUUUCGUGGAUUUGAAAUGUUAGGCCCAUACAUUGUUAUAGUCCAGAAGGUUAUGUUUAGUGAUAUGUUGAGAUUUAUUUGUCUGAUGACCUUUACUGUGAUUGGCUUCACUGCAGCUCUAUGGAUGGCUUACAUGACUCAGGAUCCCUCUGCUGAUCCACAAUUUGGUGACUUUCCCACAACUUUCUUUGUACAAUUUGAGUUGUCUCUAGGACUUCUGGAUAUUCCACUAAAUUAUUCAGUGUGGACUCCAAACAUAGUGAAAGUUCUCCAUGCAGCUUUAACCAUCUUUGGUUUCCUCCUCAUCAUGAAUCUGCUAAUUGCCAUGCUAGGGGACACACAGACAAGACUGGCACAGGAAAGAGAUGAGAUUUGGAGAGGCCAAGUUGUAGCAACUAUAAUAAUGCUAGAACGAAGACUGCCUCGAUGGAUGUGGAUAAGAUUUGGGAUUUGCGGAAAACAAUAUGGAUUAGAGAACAAGUGGUAUUUGAGAGUUGAAAGCUCUAAAACUUUAACUACUAAGAAACGGUAUCAUAACAUUCAAACUUUUAAUGGUGACAUGAACAAAUCUGACUUAGAUGAGAGUUACAAGGAAGAGUUGGACAUAUCAAUGUCUAAAGUGAAUCUAAGUACAUUUAAUGAAGAAUCCAUGGAUCAGUCCCAGAAAUCUUUACAGAGCCCGGAAAUCAUCUUCAACAGCCCUGUACACUCUUUUUAUUUUGAAAAUGAUGGACUGGGAAAUGUAUAUGAUGUCUAAAAAUUAUAGUUUUUUUCUUAAAUUAAGAAAAAGUUAAUCUUUAAUACAAAUGUAUAUAUUUCUAACUUGGCUGACUGGUUCUCAUGCAAAAGAAUGCUCAUGUUAUUUUGGACAAUCUAGGUGUAUAAAAAGGAUGAGCUUGUUAGGCUAAAUGGCCUGUUCUCACAAUUUUUUAAUGUUCAAAUAAAAAAAGCAAGAUUGUGACAAGACAAAAUUACAUACAAUGUGUAAGUAUAAAUAAAGAAGGCUGACAAC
Messenger RNA from Erpetoichthys calabaricus (reedfish), 2649 nucleotides. RefSeq names its product transient receptor potential cation channel subfamily V member 5-like. The record is from RefSeq and is a predicted model, not a curated record. Gene Ontology annotation, biological process: calcium ion import across plasma membrane. Lineage: Eukaryota; Metazoa; Chordata; Cladistia; Polypteriformes; Polypteridae. Gene Ontology annotation, molecular function: protein binding; calcium channel activity. Gene Ontology annotation, cellular component: membrane. Bases 1 to 2394 code for a protein of 797 amino acids. The transcript is spliced from 18 exons.